AAAAUAAAACAUUCAAAUACCACUGAGAAAGUUAAAUUAAAAUCUACUAAACUUAUCUCAAUUUUUGUAUAAUUUAUUGCCAAAAUUAAUAUACAUUCUAUUCAAUUCGUUGUACACAAAAUAAAUUAUAUUAGUAUAAAUGUAUUCCAAUAUAAAUUUGCCAAGGCAAUGGUCCAGAUUAUCGUAUAUUUAUCGGACGUUAACAACUUUGGAAGGACAGACGCUUCCUCAAUCUACUAAAUCGAGUGACGGCAUAUCGCCACCGCCUCGAAUCCCUAGAGGUCCCACAGAUAUUCUUCAAGCUUUGGCUGCUACCGUAGGACCAGAUCCGACAGCUGCUCAUUACAAAUAUCAUGAUGAUCCAUAUCUGAUACCAUUAUCAAAUUUUCGUAAACGGUCAUAUGCUCUCUCUGCUGAAGCCGGUCGCAAAGCAGCAGCAUGGAUCAGAGAUGAACAUGCCGAAUUAUUCAAUACCCGUGAAUGGGACCCUCCAGGCAAGAUGAAAACACCAUAUUUUAAUGCUGAUCCUCAUAUUGAUGCAUUUGCACCAAAGCCACUAUAUAAUGAUGAAAGCAAGGUGACAGAAGAAGAUUUAAAAUACACAAUAAAUAAUGCCUUAUUAGAAGACUCACUGAAAAUAUUCCAACUCCUUGGUGGAACUAGUGGAGUUAAUGAAGAGCUGAGAAUUGCGUUUUUGCAACUUUUAUGUUUUUAUAAUGAGAAGGAACCAGACUCAAUGGAAUGGCUUGAGGAGAGGUGGUUUUCUGCAAACAUAAGAGAACGACAGGCAGCUACAUGGAAGUUGGGUGGCCUAGCUGAUAAAAUAUUUGAAUCUCUCGAACCAAAGACAUCUGAAGCAUACUGUUGUAUUAUUCAGGGUAUGGCGAAAUACUAUCAAGCUGAAAGAGCAUAUGUGUUGACUCAGGAAGCGAAAGAUAAUGGUAUCAAACUUUCAACCAGUGUGUAUAAUUCACUUCUUGGUUGUAUAGGAUUUUUAAAAGAGGGUACUGCUCUUCGGACUGAAACACUUAAAAGUUUGUUAGUGGAAAUGGAAGAACAGGGCAUAUCUCCUAAUAAUGAAACGCUAACCUCAUGCCUUCGAUCUAUAUCGGCGUGGGGCGGCGGUAAAAUGUUGCAACAGUUAGCGCUGCAAAUCGUCGCCGAAUUCAAAAAAUUAGGAAUCGAACCUGGACUGUCUGCUUACUACUAUCUCCUGUGUCUAUUCUGCAAAGAACGCGGCCCACGUGUCGACAUUUUAAGUGGAAUAUUAAAUGAUUUAGAAAAAAGAGAGAGCUUGGAGCCCAAAGAGCCUACGGACACAAACUUCUUUAUUACAGCUAUGGGAGUUUGCAGUGAUCACUUACAGGAUAUAAAUUUGGCAGAAAGAUUGCACGCUCUUUUAAUGAAGGACGAUAAUUACAAAUUAGUUGGUGAUGCGUACAAAGAAAGCAUUUACUAUAGACAUUUCGUUACAGUAGCCUGCAGACACGCGCCCUUCGAGAGGACUACCCAGCUGUUGGAUAUGUUAGUUCCCAAUGUGUAUGUCCCAGAGCCUACAGUGAUGGAAGAGAUAAUUAAGACCCUGGAGGUGGGUGGCGCGGGCGACCGGCUGGCACAGGUGUGGUCGCAACUCGUCGUGUUCGGGAUCGCAAAGCGCGCCAAACUCGUUGAGAGAUUGCUUAGUGCCAUGUGCAGUUGCUACCAGUACCAAGAGAACGAAGUCAAAGAAAAAAUGAGAGCGGCAGCUGCUGAUGUACUGCGAUACAGCCAGCUAGCUGAAGACAAAGAAGAAACUAAGGACCUCAGAUCACCCACGCAGAAAUUAUCAGCCACGACGCUAUCAAACAUUAUCGAAUUAUGCUCGGACACACAAGACAAGUCAGACCCCAACUGGGACACCGUAUCGGAAGCAUUGCAGAAACUAAGACGGUCUGAAGCCGUUGGUGUACCGAACAAACCACAGGUGCUGGCUGACGUGGCACAGAAAGCAGCCACUGUUGGAAAAGCGGGAAUUGCUGCCGUGGCUGUGACCUACCUCGCGGAGUGUGGAUUCGAGGAAGCAAUAUCGGCCAGCACACAAGUGCUCGGCGUAAUGCUGAACCGGCCCCAGGAGGAAGUCAAGCAGUUGCUGCAAGAGAGACAGGGCCUCGACUCCCUGCAUCCUUCUGCUUUAGCGAUCGCUGACGCGUACCACUUAGCUAAAACCGGUGCCCCAGCCCAAGACCUCGAUACGUCGACGAGCUCGGAGAGUGACAGUGAAUCAUCUUCGGAGGACGAGUAAACAAACUAUUUAUAUAUUAUAUAUGUAAUAUAACUAACUGUAAAUGUUAUCAGAAAUAAUAAAAUAAGAUUAGAUAUAUCGUA
Molecule: messenger RNA, 2364 nt
Organism: Galleria mellonella (greater wax moth)
Lineage: Eukaryota; Metazoa; Arthropoda; Insecta; Lepidoptera; Pyralidae
Product: protein PTCD3 homolog, mitochondrial
Exons: 15
Coding region: 140-2281 (713 amino acids)
Biological process (GO): mitochondrial translation
Cellular component (GO): mitochondrion
Molecular function (GO): ribosomal small subunit binding; protein binding; rRNA binding
Source: RefSeq, a predicted model, not a curated record